Ailuropoda melanoleuca (giant panda) is the source of this 4399-nucleotide messenger RNA. Its product is annotated as zinc finger protein 160-like. The transcript is spliced from 5 exons. Lineage: Eukaryota; Metazoa; Chordata; Mammalia; Carnivora; Ursidae. Gene Ontology annotation, molecular function: RNA polymerase II cis-regulatory region sequence-specific DNA binding; DNA-binding transcription factor activity, RNA polymerase II-specific. Gene Ontology annotation, biological process: regulation of DNA-templated transcription. The coding region runs from base 300 to 2765 and encodes 821 amino acids. The record is from RefSeq and is a predicted model, not a curated record.
GACUGAAUUCUCAAGGCCGAUCUUGUCUGAGGAGGGAGAAGCCUGGCAGAGGAGGAAGAGGGAAGGAAGGAGUCAGGAAUGGCGGUUUGUCAGGGUUGGUUGACCUUCAGGGAUGUGGCCAUAGAAUUCUCUCAGGAGGAGUGGGAGUGCCUGGACCCUGCCCAGAGGGCCUUGUACAGGGACGUGAUGGUGGAGAACUACCGGAACCUGGUCUCUCUGGGUUGACUUCUCCGAAAGACUCAUGUUGCCUGAGAAACAGAUUCAGAAAAGGAGGAAGAGAAGAGAAAGAGGAGUCCAGAAUGGCUUUUUCUCAGGGACGGUUGACCUUCAGGGAUGUGGCCAUAGAAUUCUCUCAGGAGGAGUGGGAGUGCCUGGACCCUGCCCAGAGGGCCUUGUACAGGGACGUGAUGGUGGAGAACUACCGGAACCUGGUCUCCCUGGAUGUCUCUCCUACACAUGUGAUCAAGAAAUUACAACCAAAGGAGAACAGUAAUACAAGAGAAGUAUUCCAGACAGUGAUGUUGGAAAGGCAUGAAGGCCAUGAAAUCAAAGAUUUUUACUUCAGGGAAAUCCAGGAAAAUAUGCAUGACUUUGAGUGGCAGUGGAGAGAUGAUGAAAUAAAUUACAAAGAAAUGUCCGUAACCCAUAAACACAGUCUCACUGAUAAAAGAGAUCAGCAUGGUAAAAGUGAUGCAGGAAACAAGCAUGCUGUAAAUAGACUUGGAUUAAGUUUUGGGGGUGAGCUGCACAUGUUUCAGACUGAACAGAAAACUUAUGAAUGUAAUCAAGUUGAGAAGUCCGUCAACAAUGGUUCCUCAGUUUCACCACUUCAGAGAAUCCCUCCUAUGGUCCAAACCAACAUUGCUAAUAAAUGUGGGGGUGAUUUUAUUCACCCUGUGACACUGACACAAGAGCAGAAAGCACAUAGGGAAAAACCUUACAAAUGUCAUGACUGUGGAAAAACCUUUAAUCAGGGCUCACACCUCACUAGACAUCAGAUAAUCCAUACAGGAGAGAAACCAUAUAAAUGUAAUGUAUGUGGGAAAGUCUUUAGUCAAAAUUCAAACCUUGCAAGUCAUCAGAGAGUCCAUACUGGAGAAAAACCUUACAAAUGUAAUGAAUGUGGCAAAGCCUUUAGUCAAAAUUCACACCUGGCAAAUCACCGGAGAAUACACACUGGAGAGAAACCUUACAAAUGUAAUGAGUGUGGCAAAGCCUUUAGUGUACGCUCAAGCCUAAUGAACCAUCAGGUGAUCCAUACUGGAGAGAAACCUUACCAAUGUAAUGAAUGUGGCAAGGCUUUUUGCCAAAGUUCAAAGCUUGUAAAACAUCACAGAAUUCAUAGUGGAGAGAAACCACACAAAUGUAAUGAGUGUGGUAAAGCUUUUAUCCAAAGUUCAAGCCUGAUCGACCAUAAGAAAAGUCACACUGGAGAGAAACCAUACAAAUGUAAUGUGUGCAGCAAAGCAUUUAUUGUGCGUUCAAGCCUAAUAAGCCAUCAGGUGAUCCAUACUGGAGAGAAACCUUAUAAAUGUAAUGAAUGUGGCAAGGCUUUUAUCAAGCGUUCACACCUUAAGCAUCAUGAGAGAAUUCAUACUGGAGAAAAACCAUACAAAUGUAUUGAAUGUGGCAAGGCCUUCAGACAAUGGUCUGACAUCAGGACUCACCAAAGAAUUCAUGCUGGAGAGAAACCUUUCAAAUGCCACGAGUGUGGCAAAGCCUUUACUCAGGGCUCACACCUCACUAAACAUCGGAUAAUCCAUACAGGAGAGAAACCAUAUAAAUGUGAUAUAUGUGGGAAGGUCUUCAGUCAAAAUUCACACCUAGCAAGUCAUCGGAGAAUCCAUACUGGGGAGAAACCAUACAAAUGUAGUGAAUGUGGUAGAGCCUUUAGUGUGCGGUCAAGCCUAACUUACCAUCAGGUAAUCCAUACUGGAGAGAAACCUUACCGAUGUAGUGAAUGCGGGAAGGCCUUUACCAAGCGUUCACACCUUAGGCAUCAUGGGAGAAAUCAUACUGGAGAGAAACCAUAUGCAUGUGUUGAAUGUGGCAAGACAUUUCGGCAGUGGUCUGACAUCAGGAUUCACCAAAGAAUUCAUGCUGGAGAGAAACCUUUCAAAUGUAAUGAGUGUGGCAAAGCCUUUACUCAGGGCUCACACCUCAGUACACAUCAGAUAAUCCAUAGAGGAGAGAAGCCAUAUAAAUGUGAUGUAUGUGGCAAAGUUUUCAGUCAAAAUUCACACCUAGCAAGUCAUCAGAGAGUCCAUACUGGAGAGAAACCGUACAAGUGUAAUGAGUGUGGCAAGGUGUUCAGUCAAAAUUCACACCUUGUAAAUCACCGGAGAAUCCAUACAGGCGAGAGACCUUACAAAUGUAAUGAGUGUGGGAAAUCUUUCAGUGUCCGUGCAAGCCUAAGUAAACAUCAGGUAAUCCAUACAGGUGAGAGACCUUACAAAUGUGGGGAGUGUGGCAAGGCUUUUAGCAGGGGUUCACACCUUAGGCUUCAUGAGAAAAUUCAUACUGGAGAAAAGCCAUACAAAUGUAUUGAAUGUGGGAAGGCUUUUAGACAAUGGUCUGACCUCAGGAUUCACCAAAGAAUUCAUUCUGGAGAGAAACCUUACAAAUGCCAUGAGUGUGGCAAAGCCUUUACUCGAGGGUCACACCUCACCAGUCAUCAGAUAAUCCAUACUGGAGAGAACCUUACAAAUGUACUGAACGUGACAAGGCUUUUAGGAAUUGCCUUAAGCUCAGCAUUCACCAAAUAGUUCAUAUUUAUAAGUGUAACAAAUGUGGCAAAGUUUUAAAUUAGUACUCUUCACUAGAUAUGAGUAAAUAUCCGGUAGAGAAACACCAGAUAUGAUUAAAUACCCAGAGAAACCACACAAAAGUCAUGUGUGUGGCAAGGAUUUUAUCCAAAGAUCAAAAAUUGGGGAACGUGCUAGAGCAAUGCCUUAUAAAUGCAAUGAUUGUGGCAAAGCCCUUACCUUGAGUUCCAAGUGUGUCGCAACAACAGAGUUCAUGUUAAGAGAGACCAUGUAAAUGUGGCAGAGCUGUUAUCUGGGCCUCACAAUGACAUCAGAAUAUACAUCUUUCAGAGGAACCACACAAUGUGUACGCUAAGGUUUUAUCCCCAGCGUCAAAACUGGAACAUCAGAGAAUUUAUGUUGGAGAGCUACCUUACAAUGUAAAGAAUGUUGUAAGGCUUUCAUCAAAUGUUCAUGCCUUUGGAGUAAUGAGAGAAUAUAUGUAGGGGGAGCUAUACCAAAUAUGCCGAAUGUGGAAAUGCCUUUAAGGAACAGUGUGUCCUCGGGAUUCACCAAUGCAUCGAUACUGGGGAGAACUCUUAUAAAAUCCGAUAAAUUUUUUGACCAAUUCACAGACCACACAUCAGAGAAUCCAGGAAUAACUGGAUAUAACUGGAAUAAUUAAGUCUUUAGUUCUCUGCGAUUAACCUGAGAUGUUACUGCAGAAAUAUGUCAAAAAAUGUUCAGAUUCCUGUAUCAUGGGAACAAGGAUGUGUGGAAGUAGCUCAUUAUUUUCUGUGUAUGAGGUAUUUAUUUACUUGAGUUUUCUUGAAAAGGCUACGUUACUGUGAGUUUCAACCUGAAGUUUGAAAUGUGUUGAUCUUUUUUUUUAAUUUUAAUGUUUUUUUAUUAGUCACCACACGGUACAUGCCCGGUUUCCGAUGUAAAGUUCGAUGAUUCAUUAGUUGCGUAUAACACCCAGUGCACCAUGCAAUACGUGCCCUCCUUACUACCCAUCCCCAGUCUGUCCCAUUCCCCCCCCCCCGAGGCCCUCAGUUUGUUUCUGAAAUCUGUUGAUCUUAAGCCUCCCUUAUAGGCCUUUCCUGAUGGUCUCUGAAAAGGAAUCAUAAGAUGAAGGAGCCUACUUUUUGGGUGUGACUUAUUUAUGUCCUCGUUCCCUGGAACAACAAGGACACUGGGUUGUCAGAUUCACUAUUGUUUGAAUUCGUAUUGGGGAGAGGCAGAGAAUGAUGCAAACCUCCAUAUAAGUCGUCAUGCUCGUUACGUUCAGGGCCCCCUUCUCUAGAUGAAUUAUAGGGACUGGACUUUUCAUGGGAGGACAGUGAUAGUUUGUUCACUAGGGACUGAUUAUGUGGUAGAAGCAACGCAGGGGAAGAUGUUAAUAACUGUUCUCUACUGUCAAUGACAAAUUGAUAUUUUAUUAAUGACAGAUUUCCCUUUUCUUGGAAAUUGAAGAGAGCAGUUACCUAAGAAGGCAGUGAAAUGGAAAGAACCAGAACAGUAUGUGCACAAUUCAUAGUUAACUCCUGCCAUUACAUUUUGCUGUUUUCUUCAAAAUGUAUCAUAGCUCUCAUGUUGUAAUUAAUAAAGUUUAAAUAAUUUCCCCAUAACUCUGAAGGAGUCAUGUUCUUCUA